Molecule: messenger RNA, 1113 nt
Organism: Scedosporium apiospermum
Lineage: Eukaryota; Fungi; Ascomycota; Sordariomycetes; Microascales; Microascaceae
Exons: 2
Coding region: 1-1113 (370 amino acids)
Molecular function (GO): oxidoreductase activity
Source: RefSeq, a predicted model, not a curated record
AUGGUUUACAGUCUCAUGAUCUUCGCGCCGCGCAAACCUGGCGUGUCACACGAGGAAUUCAAAGCCCGCUACGAGCGACACAUGAAAAUGAUCGCCGAGAUAUCUGGCGACGCAAUGCCACUCAGUCACACUAGGUAUUACCUACAACAUGGCGGCCCAGAAGACAAGCCCCGCCUGUUAGCAGGCAACGCCGACGAGAUGUACUACGACGCGAUCGUGCACAUGUCCUUCGAGGACGAGGCUGCAUUUCAUAGGUUUUAUGACGCAUUGAUGACGGAUGAGGCCAAUGCAAGAAUUGAGGCAGAUGAAUCUGGGUUUUGGGACCGGGCCCGGAUGAAGGUUGUGGUCGGACCUAGAGCCAUCGAGUCAUCCCUCGGCGUCACGGGGCUCGCCAUUUUCUUAACGACCGUCGUCACAACGGCGCGCCAAUCGCUCAGUCUUUUCCACGCGCUGUGUGUCUUCCACCUGCUCGGUAUCGUGGGUCUUUCCGCCCGGCCUCGCGGAAGGUAUCCGGCCGGCGUCGUGCGCGGAGUUGUCCUCAUGGCUUUCUACGCCCGGGUGACUACGGGGUCGCUCGUGUAUCUGAUUUAUGUUUUUGCUACCGCGCCGACGUUUGGUGAUCAUGCCGAGUGCAACGAUAGGACCGUCUAUGUGCUUUUCGGCGUGGAUAUCUCGGCUACGAGCCCGGUUUUGCGCUGGAUGCUAGUCGGUGCGCUUUCGAUCUUGCUCCUGAUUCUCAUCUGCUGGUUGCUUAUGGUGACCUGCAUCUGCAUAGAUGCUCUAUUUGGUCGGGAGAUGCGUGGAGUUUUUGCGGGACGGGGUGGUCACGAAGGGAGUAAUGCUAAGAGGCAGUCGCCGUAUCAGCUUGUUAGUUACCUGGUUGGCACGAUAUAUUUGGCUGUGAUGCUCGAGUUGAUGAUUAGACGGAAUGCGCUCGCUCCGGGGCUUGAUGAAUGGACUUUUGGCCAGAUUCUGGCCAUGGCGAUGCUUAUUGGGCCUCUUAUCGAGCUUGCUUCGCUCCUACUAGGAAAAGUAGACGGGAGGCAGGAUAAUAACCAACUUGUACCGGUGUCUAUGCUGCCGGUGUCGAGGCGGAGAACAGUAGGGGAUUAA